UAAUUCUGAUAAGCCCCCAUCCAAAAAUAUCAAAAAAAAUAAGCCCCAGGGGGCUAAUUCGAGGAUUUACGGUAUUGAUCGGCAGCGAAAGUAUAGACUGAGAGAAAAGUGUGUUUGAUGCAAGAAGGAAAUGAACACAGGGCAUGCCCCCCUCCCACUUUUUUGCAAAACAAUAUAGCUUUUCUCAAAAUCUUUUGUUAUGAUUGCUAAAUUUUCCCUUCACCACCCCGCCCCCUAGUUUCCAUCCUGCGUCGGAGCCCAUGGAACACUGACCAUUUGAAGCAUAAUAAAUCAAAUAAUGAAGAAUAUGCCAUCUCGGAAUACUUGUUGAGAAAAAACAAGCAACAUUUUCUUUUCCAAAUGUAUGAAACCUUCACCAUACAUUCACAAGGAGUUAUGCCCCAAAAUUAUCUUAAAGUUUUACACUUACGGUCCGAAAGUAUUGCACCCUUUGCCAAAAAAGGCCGUUCUGUUAUCUAAAGAAAAUUUAAAUAGCUGUUGCAAGUAACAAAAAGUUUAAAGUUUUAGCGGGAAAUAAUAGAACAUUUAUCAAGGAAUUGUAGUUCAGAUAAGAAUUGCAAAAGAAUCGAGUUUCUUCUAUUUCUAAACAAUAUCCAUAAUUACGAAAACACGAAAAUUGAGCUUUGAUGAUAAGUAUACCUGUGAAAUAUUUUCAAUAAAAAAGGUUUUCUUUUCAUAAGCAAAUUUGCAAUUUUCAAACCCAUCGGCAAAAGAAGAAUGGCUCACACACUCUGUCGGUAAAUGGGAGCUGGAAAACCCUCUUGAGAACAUUAUCUAGCGACGGCCCUGGUCUCUGGGUUUGGAAAGUACAAUAGGGGAGCACAUUACGUCAAGAAGAGCUCAGAUUUGAGGCCUCUUUCGAUUUUAGCAUCAUUUCAUUAAAGACUUCCAGCCUGGUUUAUUUUGUAGUCAUAAGUACAUUACCAGAGAACAUGUUACACUAAUUUUACAUUUAGAAUCAUAAUUGCGUUCUCGUGCCAUUUUUGCACAUUCUGUGGUAGGCUGUCAACCAUCUCUGCAGAUCCCUCCUACCAACAACAUCAUGAUUGUCCCUAAUUGAUAGUAUCUAAAACUAAUUGUUCCUUCUUUGAUUCCAUUUUCCUUCAAGUGUUCCUGGCCUUUGUCUCUCGUUUUGCCUUGGUUUCACAAACGGGAAGUUAUUGCACAUUACAAUGGCCGUGAGUUAUAAACGAAUAAACGAGCUACUUUUCAUUAACGGGACUGUAAGGAGCCACGUGACCGAUAAGAUGUCUUCUUUCUUUUCACACUCCGCCACCGAAGCUUGUCAAAUGCCUUUGUACGACAAGAUAUCGUCGACAACAGCAACGAAAUUCUCAAAAGCGCGCGUCAUGAGUAAUCUUAUUACACAAUGGCUUUCUGAAUAGAUCUAAGAUUUGCCUUCAAGAGCAAGUACUCAAGCUUUUGCAGAGGAGAAAAAUGUUAAUUGCCCAUGGGAACUACACAAACAAUUCGCUGAAAGUUGUUGCAGUCUCGACUUUACAAUGAUGGGCGUAAGGGCAGCUCAGCAGUUAUCUCAAGGGAUCGACGCACGUCGACACGAGAAUGAAAUCGACAGCAGCGAUGCUUUUAACUUUUUAUUCUUCGUAGAAGCCAUGAAUUCAUCGCUGCAUGGCUUUGCUGGCGACUGGGACAUGGCAGACCAAAUCAGUUAUCCACGCUUUGAUAACGGUCAACCCCUUCAGCCGUCGCUGUAUCCCAACACCAGGAAUUACAAUAUCGAUCUCGAUCUGCAGAGCAACUCGGUAGCCAUGGAUAAGGACUUACUUUUCAAUACAACGCAGGUGGAAAGCGUGAAUUUGAAAGGCCUUACCUGCUACCCUUUGCAGAAGAUUGUUAAGCAGGAAAAUGAUAACAGCCCGUACUCAGAAGUAAUCGAUACAAACAGUGAAGAAAUUGAUUUGAGGGCUGAAGCGAGGAGCUUCGAGUGCCGGACAUGCGGCAAGAUUUUCAAACGCAGGUCGAGCCUUUCAACGCACAAACUGAUACAUGACAACAUCAAACCAUUCUCGUGUUCCACUUGUAAAAAGACCUUUUUGCGACGAUCGGACUUAAAAAAGCACGUGUUGAUGCACACUGGCCAGAAACCGCACCAGUGCUUGAAAUGUGGCCGUGUUUUUAGCCAGUCUUCAAAUAUGUUAACUCACAUGCGCAGACACUCUGGUGUCAGACCGUACUCUUGCAAUAUAUGCGGUAGCGCUUUCUAUAGGAAGGUUGACGUUCGCAGGCAUCAAGUCAAACACACGAGAGAUGAACGCAUCUAAUUAUUUGCCAUUCACAACAAUUGUAUAUAACUAAAUCAACCGUGUACUAUAAUGCUCUGAAUAAAUUCAUAAUUCAAUUUGUAAGGGAAGGUAUUCUUUUCUCAGAACAUAGUUGUUAUCACCCUAUUCGCUGUUCGCAAUCAGACGUUUUACAAAUAUUUAAUGGUGAUUGGAUUAUAGAGCCAAAUUAGGUAUUAUACACAAUUUAGAAAGAAUGUUGUUUAAAGUUUACGAAUGUUUAAAAUGCUUACGUUUGCUAAAGUUUACGAAUAAAUUAAGAUCUCCGGGGAUCAAACUUUCUCAAAGUAUUUCUCGGAAGUUUUCUCCCUCAAUUUUUUAAUCUUAAGUAAUAUUCAAACUAGAUACAGCAACAAAAUAUAAGUAGCAAAAUCUGAUGUCUUGACUGGUUGUUAGCCUUACUACAUUUGGGACUUCGGAAGUUUUCCCUCUCUUUUGUUCCUUCGGGGGUAUUCUUACAAAAUGUGUAAAACUGAUGUAACUUGGCUUGGAUGUGAUGUAAAAUUGUGCCUUUGAACUAUGAAAAGCAGUAAUAAUUCUAAGUUGCUAUUGGUUUAGUAAUUUGCCACCCUGAAAAAAGUUGGGGCCAUGUGCUUCAAAGCGCAUCGCUUCAGCCAUUCAAUGGUUGUAUCUCAGUCAAGUGUCACUGAGCUUGAACGCUGAACUAAGGGCUUAACGCAGUUUAGGAAACACUAGCUUGAUAACUAAGGGGCCCAGACAAAGAAGCCCCCAGGCUAUUCUCAUAUCCAUGUUUUCACGACUUUGCCCAAGGUAACAUCGUUUUCAAAUAUUCUAAAAGAUACUUUAACUCAAAGCAUGUAACUCGGAAUCUCCAAGAAAACUACCAUUUUGAUAUCUUGGUUUUCUGUUUAAUAUGCUAUACACCAUUGGAUGGGACCUUUUGCAGUCCGUAGAAAGCAAGGUCCGCGGAUCAUAUCACGGAUUGAGGGGGCUAGAAC
Molecule: messenger RNA, 3280 nt
Organism: Rhopilema esculentum
Lineage: Eukaryota; Metazoa; Cnidaria; Scyphozoa; Rhizostomeae; Rhizostomatidae
Biological process (GO): regulation of DNA-templated transcription
Molecular function (GO): RNA polymerase II cis-regulatory region sequence-specific DNA binding; DNA-binding transcription factor activity, RNA polymerase II-specific
Source: RefSeq, a predicted model, not a curated record